Molecule: messenger RNA, 4227 nt
Organism: Seminavis robusta
Lineage: Eukaryota; Bacillariophyta; Bacillariophyceae; Naviculales; Naviculaceae
Source: the annotation of a GenBank genome assembly
AUGACCCACGAGAUGAAGCAGCAGGAGACCUCAGUGGCAGAAACAACAACAUCAGGCAGUGCUCAGAAUCCAAAUAAGUCGGGUGGCAGCAGCAGCGUCGUUGCUGUUGCGACAGAACAGCCACAAAUAAUGGUAGAUGAGAGCAACAACAACAACAACAACAACAAGAAUACUCUCCAAAAUAAUAAUGGAAAGGUGGCAAACGACGAUCAAACGUCACCGCGAGAACCGAAUAACAAGACGCUCAUUGCGGGCGAGCCGCAAAAGCCAACGUCGUUUGCCAAGAAAGCUCCUGCGACGACAACAACAACUGGCAAGCCGCCCCGAAACCCAACUCCGCCAAGAGACAUGCACCAGCAAAAUCCAUCCACGGCGAGACAGUAUGUGGCUCAGAAAACGAAACAGGGAAACGCACAGCCGCAACAACAACAGCAACAACAACAAGGACAGAGCCAGAAUCAAAAUAGUGUUGCUACACAAAACCCUCAGAAUAGUCAGACUUUGCCACAACAGGGACAACAACAAUUCCAAAAUGGCCAGCAGCAACAACAAGCAAUGCAGAAUGGCCAGCAAUCGUCUCAGGUACAAAACCAAUUCUCGCAGCAAUCAACACAACAGCAGGGCAUCAGUCAAGCCCCAAACCAAGCAGCUUUUUCACAACAAAUGAAUCAGUCACAACAGCAGCAGCAGCAGCAGCAAAGUUUGCAGCAGGCCCAUCAGCACCAAGAACAGCCACAACACCAGCAAAGUAAUCAACAAACAUCGCAGGUGCAGGGUCAAUACUCACAGCAAAACAUGCAACAAAAUUUUGUCAGUGCUUCCCCACUGCAACCACCAUUGCAGCAACAGGUCAGCCAAGGACCUUACUCCUCACAACAACCAAUACAGCAGCAGCCCCAAAGUGGACGACAGCUUCAGUCUCAGCAACAGCAAUAUGACAAUGUGCAACAACAGCAACUUUUUCAGCAGCCGCCACAUCAAACACAACAACAACAAUUCCAAAACAGUGGUCAUCAACAACAACAAACAAUGCAGCAAACUGGUAACAAUAGCCAACCACAGCACCUGCAGAAUAAUCAGCAUUCGUCCCAGGUACAAAACCAAUACUCACAGCAAAUGAUGCAGCAAAAUGUUGUCAGCCAAGGAGCCUAUUCACAGCAAAUCCCACAGCAGCCCCAAAACAAUGGACAGCAGGGCCAGGGAUACAAUAAUAUACAGCCAAAUCAGCAGCAGCAGCAACAACAACAACAAUCAGCGUCUGGCCCAGCCAGUGCAUACACGCCACAGCAACCCCAGUCAGCACAAGAGCAAUCGCAGCUGCCGCAGCUCGCCAUUGCCACAGAUCAGCAACAGCUUCGGAAACAGCUCGAAGAACAAGGAAAGAACCAGCAACCUCCAGCGAACAAUAGUUUUCGACCUGUCCAACAGACGACGCAGAUUGUUGGGAUGGUUGGGACAACGCCCAUCGUAAAAAUUCAAGGAACUGCUGGACACGUUGUCAAAAAGAAAAAAGGGCGAUUCAAGCUCUUGGAAGAAGUUCCCGCAGCUAAUACACCUACUCCGCCGCCACCAUUGGAAUCUCCCGCGGGAAACGAAGCCACAACAGCGCCUGCUCCGGCCCUUGCGGCCGCUCCCGUGUCGGCCGUCGUCGUUGCAGGCCGCGAGAGAACCCUUUCGAAUGGAUCUGCCAUGUCUCAAAUUACAAGCGUAACACAUCAUGCCAAUCCACAAACCUUUGACGGGACGGGAGCACCUGUUGUCAAGAAGAAAGGAAGAUUCAUGGUGACCAACGUCAAGAACCCAGGGUUGAUUGCUGUGCAGCUAGCAGCGCAACCGGCACCUGCACCCAACAAAGUAGAAGUGACACAGCAGCAGCAGCAGCAAACACCGACGGUGUCACAGCAAAAUAUCCACGGAUCCCCGUCGCAUCAGCAGAAUCGAAGCGACCCGCCAUUGCAAGGGACGCAGCUACCCGCUCAGGACCAACAACAACUUCAAAACGGCCCGGCAGAAAUUUUGAUACCUGCACAGCAACAGGUAAUUCUGACGGAUAAUAGCAUGGCCGUUCAGGUUUUGCCUGCUUCAACUGUGCAGCAACAUCUCGUGUAUCCUGCGCAGAUGAUCCAGACACCGGUGCAGCAAGCCUACCUACCAAUGGGGCAAGGCGGUGCAGUCAUGCCUGACACACCCACUCAGCAGCAAUACCAGCAGCAAUCUCAAGUAGGGGGGGCGUCUCAAAUGACACUACAGCAACCUGUUGGUCAAACUCAGCCACUGGCGGCUCUUGGGAAUCAAAGUGGUUCGCCAGUUCAGGACUCAGCAAAACAAGGACAAUCAGCUCCUGAGGAACCAGUAGGCACCCCAGCGGCACCCGCACCAGCUGCAACAACGAAACAACCGAAGCAACCGCAGGGGGCGUCAGUGGCGCAGGCUCAACCACCUCGAAACAAGCAACGGAAUCUCGUUGCUCCACGAAAUGUCACUGGAUAUAGCAAUGGAGCAGGCCUUGGCAAGGUUUUCUACUUUCUUGAUCAAAUGAAAAACGAGGUGACAGAAGCGGACAGGACAAUAAAGACGCUGCAAAAAGAUAUGAAGUUCAUGAGGGAGAAGAAUAAGGAACUCGAAGCUAGAAACAGGGAUUUGGAAAGAAGACUGAGAGAAGAGCAAGCUUUACGAGAAGCCGCUCAGGCCAAGCUGCGACAGAUGAAGAGGAAGGGGCGAGACGAAAAGACGGGCGCCGAAGUUGAGGACGGUCAGAGAAAAUCCCGCCCUAACGAUUCCCCGGAAAAGGCUCCUCUUUCUCACGCGACUGUGGAUACUAAAAAAGCGCCACCAAACAGUGUCAGCGGCAAGGCAAAGGUGUCGGCUGAGUCUCAGACAUCGCAGCAACAACAACAGCAGCAGCAACAGGCUAGCAAGCAGGCCCGAGUCGCGGGCAACCAAAACGGAGCAACCAAACCUGCUGCAAGAAACGAACCAGCUGCGGACAAGCAGAAAGCGCCCAAGCCAUCACAACCACUGGUUCGAAAGGCUGAUACUGCUACCGCGGAAUCGACAAUUGCCGGACGGAACUUGGCUCAGUUGGAAGGGAAGAAAGGUAAUUCUGCCGCGGUGUCAAAACAGACCAAGCAAAAUGGGAAACCAUUACCGGUGGCGCGUCAGGGGACCUUGGACAAUGCCGAGAGCAAAGCUACGCCGACUGCCAAGAAUAUGGGUCAACUUGCUGCUCCGGACAGUCCAUCGCGACCAAAAGUACAAGCCACCAUGACACAGCAAAUUGGAUCGGCAUCGAAGACCCAAGAUGCUUUGAAGGGUGGUGUUGCAAACGGUUCGUCGAAUGUUGCUACGAGAACGAGCGCUGCGCCACCCGGCAAUGACACCAGAUUCACCAUUAGCCAACCCGGUCAAAGGCCCGCAGCAACCGCCCCGAAGAUCCCUUCGGCAAUCGAGUUUGACCCGCUCAAAAGUGGCCCGCCCGCUUUUCCAGGCCUGUCCUUGGAUGCCAAUGGGCGCAGCACUCCGAUUGACUCGCAAUCAGUCUCGAGUGGCAAUGCAGCCUUCACAAGCGCCGACGUUGGUCUCGGCAACAGUAGCUUCUCCCUACAGAAUCAAUACUCGCAGCCUUUCGAAGUCUCUUCUGCUGUGGUCGGGCAUUCUCAAAUGGCCUUCCCGGUUGUCGGCAUCACCCCAGCUGCCAGUUUAAUGAGCUAUCAGCAGUCAAGUACAGGAUUCCCUCAAGGUGCUGCCAUGAUGCAGGUGACGCAUCCGUCAUGCUCUCAACCGUUGAAUGAAACCCCGAAUGGGGCGCUUGCAUCAAACUUAUCUCUGCUACAACAGCCCUUUCUCCAGGUCUCGUCGGAACAGCCAACAUCUGUCCACUCGAUGCCGGUUGCUGAUUUGAGCCAGCCAAUGAUUCUUAUCCAACCACAGCAUGUGCGUGGUGUCACUAUGCAUAAUUUCUCGGUUGAUGCGAUGCUGCGGAACCAGUCGGGAUCCAAUAUGCAGAACCAUCACACACGUGGAAACAGUCUCCACACACUUCCUAAUGUCAACGCGAAUACUUGGAACCAGAGUUCACAGUGGGCUCCCAUGUCAAAUACAAACGUCCCACACCAGCAGCCGCAGUCUUUGGGACAUCAGGUUAUGCCGUCGAUGGAUCCGGACCCUUUCGAUGAGCUCGUUACUCGGCGGCCCAUGUCAACAAUGUCGACCACUGGUGAAUCAUAA